Messenger RNA from Lutra lutra (Eurasian river otter), 1203 nucleotides. It is a transcript of the gene UBE2K, whose product is annotated as ubiquitin conjugating enzyme E2 K. Lineage: Eukaryota; Metazoa; Chordata; Mammalia; Carnivora; Mustelidae. Gene Ontology annotation, cellular component: nucleus. The transcript has 7 exons. Gene Ontology annotation, molecular function: ubiquitin conjugating enzyme activity; protein binding. Gene Ontology annotation, biological process: proteasome-mediated ubiquitin-dependent protein catabolic process; protein polyubiquitination. The record is from RefSeq and is a predicted model, not a curated record.
GAGGACUUGGGAGGCCCCGGCAGGGUUGGCCAGCGCGGAAGCCGCACCCUCCUGGCCCCAGACGCCGGCAGGGCGGAGCCGCGCGGCCGCAGCUCGGGCUGAGACGCGCGGCGCGGCGCGGCGCGGGCUCGCGUUUGAGGCGUAUGGGGCUACAACGGGAGCGGCUGCGCCGCCCUGCCGGGUCACCGUCUUGCGCAUGCGCGGACCCGGCGCCAUUUUGGUGGCCGGGCGCGGAGGUGAUUCCACACUGAGGAGAGCGCGGCGGCCGGGGUGGCAGUGGCAGCAUUCGUGUGCUCGGGUGUGAAUCGCCGAGGGAGGAGGCGGUGGUGGAAGAGGUGGCGGCGGUGGCGGUGGUCGUAGCGGUGGCGGAGGAGGCGGGUACGAAUCAGCUGCGGGCGGAGACAUGGCCAACAUCGCGGUGCAGCGAAUCAAGCGGGAGUUCAAGGAGGUGCUGAAGAGCGAGGAGACGAGCAAAAAUCAAAUUAAAGUAGAUCUUGUAGAUGAGAAUUUUACAGAAUUAAGAGGAGAAAUAGCAGGACCUCCAGACACACCAUAUGAAGGAGGAAGAUAUCAGCUAGAGAUAAAAAUACCAGAAACAUAUCCAUUUAAUCCCCCUAAGGUCCGGUUUAUCACUAAAAUAUGGCAUCCUAAUAUUAGUUCCGUCACAGGGGCUAUUUGUUUGGAUAUCCUGAAAGAUCAAUGGGCAGCCGCGAUGACUCUCCGCACGGUAUUAUUGUCAUUGCAAGCCCUUUUGGCAGCUGCAGAACCAGAUGAUCCACAAGAUGCAGUAGUAGCAAAUCAGUACAAACAAAAUCCCGAAAUGUUCAAACAGACAGCUCGACUUUGGGCACAUGUGUAUGCUGGAGCACCAGUUUCUAGUCCAGAAUACACCAAAAAAAUAGAAAACCUAUGUGCUAUGGGCUUUGAUAGGAAUGCGGUAAUAGUGGCCUUGUCUUCAAAAUCAUGGGAUGUAGAGACUGCAACAGAAUUGCUUCUGAGUAACUGAGGCAUAGAGAAAGCUGCUGAUAUAGUCAAGCUUGCCCCUUCUUGAGGAGCAUCAACAUCUGUUAUUUUUAGGAUUCUGCAUAGAUUUCUUUUAAACUGGCAUUCUUGCCUAAUGAUGUUAUCUAGGCAACAUUGGAGACUGAAAAAAAUCCCUGCUCUGUAAAUAAAGCUAAUUAAACGUCUGUGUAAAUUUAAAAA